UUUUCAUUUCCGGGAGCCGUGUGCGUGCCCUGCCCAACCAAACGAACGCCCAGCGCCUCCGUCACACUUUUGCUCCCUCUCCUAGCCCAAGCAAAUGACCGUGCGUUCGACUCGACUCAGCUCGUUGGGUGCCAGUGCCACCGUCCUCCCUGUGGCUGUGUGUACUUGUAGUGGAGCUAUAGCAAUCUAGCGUGGCUAUACUCCUGGCGAUGGUAGUGCUAGGUAGGUACUGGUAUUGGUAUGGGCGGGCGGUACGAUCAAGUGCAGUGUACGAGCGAGCUUGCCUCCUCUUUCCUCGGUCGAUCUCCUGCUGCUGCAAACAUCCCAUCCCAUCCACCAAUCUCAUUCCCAUCGCACGUCUCCUCCCCAGAAAGAUAUGGCCCUCAGCUCCUCUUUGCGCAAAGAUUGAUUAACGGAGCGCCUGGCCCGGCCGGCCGCGCGCGCGGGAGCGGAGCUCCAGUAUAAAGAUGGCGCACGAUCCCAGCCUAGUAGGGUACGCCGACUACUUCGCGGCGACGGGGAGCAACGGGGGCGGCGUCACGCUCGUGCCGGAGGUGGACGCCCGUGCGGAGCAUCAGAUGUAUGGCGGCGGAUUGCACCAUCAUCACUCCGGGGUGGACAUGUUCGGGGCCAGGGGCUUCGGCAUGGCGCCGGCCGGCGAGGCGACGUCCGCGCAGAGCAAGGCCGCGCUUGACGUCGACGUCGACGGCUCGUCUACCAUCAGCUUCUUUCGCGGCGAGCAGCAUCACCACCACCACCAGCAGCUGCAGAUGGGCCAGGCUCCCUUGUCGCUGUCGCUCCACGGGCAGCCGGACGCCGGGUCGUCGUCGUUCAUGCUGCACCACCAGCUCGGCGGCGGCGAGCCCCGGCUGCAGCAGCACCAGCAGACGGCGCCGGCGGCAUGGCAGGUGCAAGGCGCCGGCAGCGGCUGGCAGCUGCGCGGGUCCCGGUUCCUGCUGCCGACGCAGCAGCUCCUGCAGGAGUUCUGCAGCAUCCCCGCGGACACCGACAGCAAGGCGCCCAAGAAGCCGGCGCAAGAAGAGCACGGCUCGUCGUCCUCCGCCUCCUGGCCGCCGUCGUCGACGCAGAUCCAGAGCAUGGACGCCGCCGAGCUGCAGAGGCUCAAGGCCAAGCUGUACACCAUGAUCGAAGAGGUGGACAGGAGGUACAGGAGGUACCGGGAGCAGAUGCGGGCGGUGGCGGCGUCCUUCGAGGCGGUGGCGGGGCAGCGCGCGGCGGCGGUGUACACGAGGAUGGCGUCGCGGACCAUCUCCAGGCACUUCCGGAGCGUGAGGGACGGGGUGGCCGCGCAGGUCCGGGCGGUGCGCGGGGCGCUGGGGGAGAAGGACGCGGGGGCCGCCGUGCCCGGAAUGACCAAGGGGGAGACGCCGCGGCUGCGGGCGCUGGACCAGUGCCUCAGGCAGCACAAGGCGUACCAGUCCGGCAUGCUCGAGAGCCACCCGUGGCGGCCGCAGCGCGGCCUGCCGGAGCGCGCCGUCUCCGUCCUCCGAGCCUGGCUCUUCGAGCACUUCCUGCACCCGUACCCGAGCGACGUGGAUAAGCACAUCCUGGCGCGGCAGACGGGCCUAUCGCGGAGCCAAGUCUCCAAUUGGUUCAUCAACGCGAGGGUGCGGCUGUGGAAGCCGAUGGUGGAGGAGAUGUACGCGGAGGAGAUGAAGGACAAGGAGGAGGGCAGCGGCGGCGACGGUGGCGGCCAGUCGGCGCAGCAGGCCGGAGACCUGGCGAACCCUAACCCGGCGGCGGGGAGCUACGCCUCCGAGGGACGCGGCGAGCAGAAGCCGACCCGGGCGCAGCUGCACCAGCUGCACGACGCCGGCUCGCUGGCCUCCGUCGUGAGCAUCGGCCAGAGCACCGACCCGCAGGGCCUCAACUUCGGCAUGAUGGACCAUCUCGACUUCGACGCCUACGAGGCGGCCACGGCCGGGUUCGGCAACGGCGUGUCGCUGACGCUGGGACUUCAGCACCAGCAGCAGCAGCAGCACCACCACGGAGGCGUGAACGUUGCCGCGUUCGCCGACGCAUCCCCGUCGUCGUCGUCUGCGGCGCAUGGCGGCGCCGCCGAGUUCCUGUUCAUGGCUGGUGAGGGCGCGCACCCGUCUGCUAACGGACAGUUCGGGGCGGGCAUGGGGUCAGGCGCCGACGUCGCGUCGCAGUACCACCGGGGGCUGGGCGGGUUCCACCUCCUGCGCGACCUCGCCGGGUGACCCGUCGGCUAAUCUGGACGGCAUCACGCAACAGUACCACAAUGAUCACGUACGUAUGUCCAGGGAUCAUCAUGUCAUGCGCCGGAGGUCCAUCGGGGACGGACGCGACGACGUCUGAUAUGGUGAUGGGGAUCGAAUUGAGGAUUUGGGGAAUGUGUAAACGGCGGCCGGGCUGGGGCUGGCAUGCAUGGUUGGUAGCUCGCGUACGUACGUCUUGCUUAGCCGGUGGGCGGCUUUGGAUUUUUGUAGCGCGUAGAUACCUCUAUUUAAUUCUUGGCGGGAUGUCGCCGUCUAUGUAUGCUGUGUUCCACUCCACGGCGGCCGCGCGCGCGUCGCUGUUACCGCGGAGGCGCGGGCGUCGAUCGCCGGGCUCCGCUGUGUGAUCGAGCGGCCCAACGGCCGGCCAGAGAUGCUCUUACUGGCGACAGGUCCGGAACUCAGCAGGAUGGGGUACACGGUACGUAUCAGACUACGUACGUACCAAUGGCAACGCACCGCUAGUUAGCUACGUCUGCCUACCGUUGUUCCUAACGUAAGCGUUCGAAUAUUUCGUUUGUUGGGAUGUCAUUUUCGUAUCUUGGUCUUGGCGUUGGGUUUCCAUCGGGAGAUGAAAGCAAGUGCUACUUGCAACGGCGAGCGGGCUCUUCGCACAUGAGGCAAGAGGAAUUCCCUUUCUUAAGCGGAAGAGAACUAUGCCAGCAGAUUGAUAUUUCUCCUCGUGAAAAAAGAAACCAAAGAUGUUUAUUCAUGAAAAAUCAAACAUGUCAAAAUCAAAGAUGAAUU
This is a messenger RNA of Triticum aestivum (bread wheat), 3008 nucleotides long. RefSeq names its product BEL1-like homeodomain protein 4. NCBI's taxonomy places the organism in Eukaryota, Viridiplantae, Streptophyta, Magnoliopsida, Poales, Poaceae. Bases 468 to 2225 code for a protein of 585 amino acids. Gene Ontology annotation, biological process: regulation of DNA-templated transcription. The record is from RefSeq and is a predicted model, not a curated record. Gene Ontology annotation, molecular function: DNA binding. The transcript has 5 exons.